UAACCUUUGUCACGCGUGAAAACUGGUGGAAAUGGCGCUGGACGUAUUGCAGUGGGUUGUCAUCGGAUUCUUGUUGAUACUACCCAUUCUGUACGAGCUGAACAGCACGUUCAAGUAUUAUGCCAAGUUCUUCUUCUACUAUGUCAUUGUGAAUGUUUUGGCAUUCAUUGUGAUUUUCCUGAGUCUUCCACGAGCGAAGGAUGUCACGAAUUACAGGUAUGUCAGCUCUGCUAUCAAGAACAUCCGAAAGUUGUUUGGAAUUGAGAUCGAACUCCGAGGAAAAGAAAACCUUGAGUCAGAUAAACCUUUCAUCCUGGUGUCCAACCAUCAGAGCUCUCUUGACUUCUUUGGUAUGAUGGAGAUAUGGCCGUCACGUUGUACCAGCUUGGCUAAGAAGGAGCUGAUGUACACUGGGCCAUUUGGACUGGCAGCAUGGCUGUGUGGAACAGUUUUCAUUGAUCGUCUCAACCAUGACCGGGCUGUCAGCACAAUCAAAGAUACUGCAGACUUCAUCAAUAAAAACAAUGUGAAAGUGUUCAUUUUUCCUGAGGGUACCCGCAACCAUUCAGGCUCCAUUUUACCGUUCAAGAAAGGCGCCUUCUACCUCGCUGUGCAGGCCCAGGUUCCAGUUGUACCUGUUGUCUUCUCCUCCUACUCGGACUUCUACAGCAAACGUGACAAGAGAUUUGACACAGGUAAAUUCAUCAUCACAUGUCUUCCCCCCGUGAGGACAGCGGGCAGGACGGACGACGACGUGGCGGGGCUCACCGAGGACGUCAGGCAGCAAAUGCUGGAUGCCUUCAAUCAAACAUCAUUAGAGUCACGUCAACCCAGAGUCACAACUACCAUCAAGUAGUAUCUGCAGCAACUUGUCAAACUUCAUAAAACUCAGAUGGAUAACUGAUUUUAGAAUUCAUUUAACUCAAACUUUCUUGAUUGGAAGAUUUAGUACAAUACGUGUGCUUUCCACUACAUGCCAUUGCAUGUUUAUACUGUAUUUUAUGCUACAGCUUUAUUCUGCUGGACUUAUAUAUGAUGUUUUUCAUGACAAACUCCACUCUAGAAGCAAAUCCUCAUUUACACAUGAUUGCUAUUAUUUGUAUCAUUGAUCUGAAGUGGAAUUGCUUCCUUCACUGUUCAGUGAGAGGCUCGCAAUCAUCAACAUCAAACCGGAUGUUGAAUGAGAGGCUGAUAGAUAUAAACUAAUAUAAAAAGUUAGGGAUCAUGAAUAUUUUGGGGGAUAAUUUUGAUCAGUCUUCACUACAAAUAAACAUCCCCAAAAAUAUUCAUGAUCCCUGACUUUUUGUUCAGUACCCGGUAUAUACAUGAGUUAUGUCACUGUAAUCAAAAUGUAGACAUUAAAUGUAAGGCAGGUUUCAAGUUUCUUUUGGGUUUGAUAAUCUGAACACAAUCUUUGCCAUUGUUAAUGAUCUCGGAAAAUACUUUUGUAAAUGGGUGAUACUAAUAUUAUUGUUCAAGUUUUGAGAAUUUUAUGUAAGCAUGCUGUCCUCUUACUCCAUGUGGAGUACACCAUGUGCAGUACAUAGCCAUUUGAUACGACAUUUACUUGUUGAACAUUACAUUAUGUAGAUCUUUUCAGCUCGGUGUGAAUUUUCCAGGUGAGGAACAGUGCUUUUGUGCAUUUUAUUAAAGUUUUACCUUGGGGAUGCAGGUCAUUAUUGAUAUGGUUAAACUGUGGUGUACAGCGCCGAACUAGACUGGAAUUCCUGGGCUUGAUCGUAGCACCAAUGGUGGCUAUUAGGAAUUAAGUCCCUUUCACCACUCAUAUCACUUGGGUUUGCUUCAUACAAAAUGGUGGCUCCUAGUCAACAAGAUCUGAUCGAUGAUUAAGAUUUAUAUUGUAAUCAAACGGGUCUUACCCCACGAAGUGCAUUAAAUUACGUGAGCACCUUGAUUUAAAACAGGAAGAGAUUUGGAAAAUAUAUCUUGAUGACAAGUUGAUAGGACACAUGCAUUACAAAUCCUGCAGUCAACUAAAACGUGCAUGUUGUAAUCCAUGUUGUUUACGAACUGGAUAUUGAUUUCUUUAUGCGAUUUUAAUUGGACUAUGCAUAGACUUGUUAGUCCAGCCCAAAUAUAGCUCCUUAAUCCCAGCCUAGUUCAGCAAGGGUGGAAACUGGACUUUUACAGUCAGUUAAGUCUCUUACAUCAGGAAGAUGUAUAGUACCGGUACCUUGAAUCAUAUUGUUCAUGUUUGCUGCAGACUGGGACUUUGUCUCUCGAACAGUCAGUUUCUGUGUCUCCACAUGUCCUUAUGACAAGCAGGCACCUGUCUUGGUGCAUCACAGGAAUACAGUUGAUGAAGCAUUCUAAUCUUGAUUAAUCUAAUCAGCCUAUUAUGAUUCUGUGUUGGAAGUCAGAUUCUGGAAUUAUCAGGGUACUGCCAGUAGGGUUCUAAGGGUACUAGUCCACCUUGUCUAGUGAUGAUAUGUUCUUCCUGAAAUCAAACUGUUUUCUUACACUUUUUGUGUUACUUACAGAGAUCUGAUUAGAAUCCGUAUGUUUUUUGCAAGGAAAUCUCCUAAUUCGGAUGUUCCGUUUCUCGGAAAAUCAUCAGAAAAAGAUAUUUGGAUUGACAAAUUAUGGGCGUAGAGUGAUCUUGCUGUAACGUUUAUGUAGACCUGCCCAACAGCAUCGGACAGAAGUUAUCCUCGCUAACAAGGUCUGGAAUAACAUUUCGCUGUUUGUCCACAGACAUCAAUGGAAGUAUGGUCCCAAUUAUAAUUCAAUAUUUAACUUAUAGAUAUUUAAAUUUGUGUUAGCUCACGUGAACAAAAGUUCUUGACAGGGUAAAAUCCUCCCUCACUUUUUUUGUAGAUGUCUGAUUAUCAGCCAGUUUGUAUAUGAAGGGGAGCAUUCUCCUCUAGUUUGUAUGUGUGUGUAAGUUAAGCCUGUGUUACCUCACAGCUCGUCCUCCUGUACUCCUUACCCACCACCCCCUGUACCCCUUACCCACCCUCCCUAGCUGGACCCUUACCCACACUCCCUAGCUGGACCCUUACCCACCCUCCUUAGCUGGACCAUUACCCACCCUCCCUAGCUGGACCCUUACCCACACUCCCUAGCUGGACCCUUACCCACCCUCCCUAGUUGGACCCUUACCAUCCUCCCUAGCUGGACCCUUACCCACACUCCCUAGCUGGACCCUUACCCACACUCCCUAGCUGGACCCUUGCCUCCACCCCACCCCCCACCCCUAGAUGGACCCCUGUACCUUUACCCACUCUCGAUAGCUGGACCCUGUACCUUUACCCACUCUCGAUAGCUGGACCCUUGCCCCCCUCCAUUCCAAGCUUGAUCCCUUACACUGUCUCCCUAGAGUCCACCAAUCUUGCCUCCUCACCCCCGAGCUGGGUGGCUGGUGGCAGACAGAAGGCUCUGAUCCCAGGGUUAAUAUGCUACCAUGCUUAUAUGUCAUGUUACCAUGCUAAGAUAUGUUACCAUGCCAACAUGUCAUGUGUAUCUGAGUGGACUGUAGCUUAGAAAUGUUAGCUGUAUCAAUUUCAUAUCUGUGUGCAAGGAAGUAUAUAGACAAUGUGAUUUGUACAUAAUUGAUAGAAGUGUACAUGUGUGUAAUGAUGUGAUAUUUGGUAAAUUAGACUCACAAAUAAGGAACCACAAUGGACCAAGAACAUUCUCAACAUAUCUGGAUUAUUGGUUUGUAUAUGUCAUAUUUAUUGCCAGGUCUUAUCUCCACAUUUGAUGGUAGUAGCAAGAUAUAUCCAUGUGAUCCAUUUAUAGCAUACGGAGAAUUGUUACAAAUAAACUAUUUUAUGGAAUCUUUA
Haliotis rufescens (red abalone) is the source of this 3806-nucleotide messenger RNA. Its product is annotated as 1-acyl-sn-glycerol-3-phosphate acyltransferase alpha-like. The coding region runs from base 32 to 856 and encodes 274 amino acids. Gene Ontology annotation, biological process: phosphatidic acid biosynthetic process. Gene Ontology annotation, cellular component: membrane; endoplasmic reticulum. The record is from RefSeq and is a predicted model, not a curated record. Gene Ontology annotation, molecular function: 1-acylglycerol-3-phosphate O-acyltransferase activity. NCBI's taxonomy places the organism in Eukaryota, Metazoa, Mollusca, Gastropoda, Lepetellida, Haliotidae. The transcript has 6 exons.